UAUUGUAGGCGGGAGGGGAUAAUAAUUGUUCCUUGUAACACGGUCGUACAACUCGGAGCUGUAGGUGCGACCGAGUACCGUCGCCCCCGGCCCCAAGCCUCCUCCAAGUACAAUGCACUGACUGUUUUCUCGUCCUUUCAGGAUCACUACUGUAGUACAGUGUGUAAAGAAACAACGAAAACUUGGAAAAGUAGAAAAGUGGAGAGCACGCCGUUUGGGCUCACUGUUUUUGUUUUAGUCUCCUGAGUCCUGGUUGUUCAAACAAUUACAAGUACACCACCGAACUACAUCAUCUUGCGUGGCCGUUUUCGCAGUCAUUACUCAUGGGUCUUUGAGGUCGAGCCACGUCAAUCAGCAAGCAAGCUCACCAUCGUCGCCCGUUUCAGUUGCCGAAACACUUGCCGCUGAGAGAAAGCAACUGCAUUGUCGACGUUGUCGCCAGUCGCAGUGGCAGUCCUCCCUGCCUAAUACUAACACCAGCCAGCUACCAUACCAUCAUUAUCAUGUCGACGUCCAGGUAUGGACCGUCGAGACAGCCCCAGCAUAGCCGCGUUAGCUCGGCACAAGGCCGACUGGAAGGGAAUCUGGCAGACUCGGGUCCGCUCGGCAUGGUCGCCGCGCCACCGAUGUCUUUCGACGAAAUGCGCACCAGCCUGAGCCGCCAGGGACAGAGACUACCCGGAGCCAACUACCUGCGACGGAGAUCAGCUAGUGGGCCGAUGGUUAAGACAGUGCGCAGAAACAAGCCGACUGAGGAGUGGAGCACACAUUUGCGGGAGACAAUUGAUCCGGGUAACAGCCACUAUGGGUUUGAGUUCCAUGCAGAGGGCUCCCGAAACCGACCACAUCCAAGCGAGGAUUUCCUUCGAUGGCGGCUACCUGCGAACAAGAGUGUUGGCUCUGGACGGAUGACGAGGACCACGCAGACACUGCGCAGGCAGACAAAGGAAGGUUUCUACCUGGACUACAGCACAACCAUGAUGUCUAAUGAUGGAGAUGGGGAAACCGAGGUCCUAACCAAAGUCCAAAACCUCCCAUAUGAUCCGGCCAAUUACGUCGAGGCAGCUCGCAGGGAACUCAAGUACAAUCCUCCAAUUCCGCCGCAGUACAUAUUCGAGCACUACGGGUAUAGACCCGAGGAUGACAAUGAAGACGAUGACGACAGGGCACACCUGCACCAGCCGACCAGAACAACAGAUCAAGAAGCGCAUGAGAGCAGCUCUGAUGAUGAUGAUUCGGACGAGAAGCAGGGUGACCAGCUCAAGGUCGGCAAACCUGAGAUUGUUCUUGUACCUGAGAAGAAGCUAAGAGCCUGGCUGAAGCCAUCAGCAUGCGCCAAGGGACCUUCACUGAAGAAGCCGGGCAACAAACUUGUCAGAAUUGAAGUCGACGAGCCCGGCAUCAGAGCCCAUACGCCUCACAUAUCUACGAGAAAAAUUGAACAAGCUCCCCGGAAGAGCGCUUUGAAGAGACCUCCCACACCACACCGUAUCAGUCUCAAGAAGCCGACAGGAAAGGUGCUGUCUCACCAGUGGGCAGUUCCUAGAGAGAACGCUGGGGCAGGGGAGAGCCACCUGAAAGCCAAAUCAACCAGAAUCAUGGGUGGACACCAUGCUGGCUGCACGCAGAGCUCCCGUUGCGAACACUGCCAGCGGAGAGAGUUCGAGGAUUUCUACAAGUCCUUUGCAAGUCUCACCGACAUAGGCAAGAAGCAACUAUUGGCAUCACUACCACACAACCCUGCACCGGAGGUGAUGCGCUACCAGCGUCGCGACAGCAUGGACCCAACGGAGAACACCUCGUCGGCGUUUGGUCAGACAAGACCACGGCAUAUUGGCCAGUUCACGAUAGCGCCCGACUGGUCGUCCGAGAUCACCUCCAAGACCUUUCGCCACCGCCCGCGUACUUCCUACAACAUCCUAACCCCAAGUGUCUGACCCGCUCAGUCAAGUUCUCGCCGUCUUGGUUCAUUAGGGUUCAUCCUUGUGUGCUUCACCAGUCCUGUCAUCUAACCGAAAAAAAGGUCAUGUAUAAAUGUAACACGCUUGUGUCUAUACUGGAGACAUGUAAACAAGAAUCUGUCAUAAUUAUACAAGUAUGUCAUACUUGUCUACCAGUCGUGGGCCACUCAGCCAGCCGUACUUGCACGGACGCUUCCAAAGACGUAGAAUGUGCUGUUCUUUUGCAAGUACAUGUGCAUGGCUGUGCCGCAACUUCACGUAUCCCGUGCCAUCUCAGUAAGUCUAGUCGUGAGGCAGUGCUGUCGGCUGGUUACAGGAUGUCACGUAGUGGACGGAAACCGAGACUACAGCAUGGCGGCUGACGCUCUUCACGACUGAACCAGCGACUGAGUAGAGUACCAGUAGUUUGAGUAUCAUUAGCAUUGCUCAGUCCAUUGAGUCCCAGCAGCAGCAACGAGUAACACUAAGAGCUUAUCGCAGCAUCCUAUCCCAGUCACUGUUGAAGGAUUGUAAGCUUGCUACACUAUCUCCGUCCCCAAUGUCGUAUUAUCCACUAUGUCUUGUUUAGUAUAUUUGCCAUACCACAUGGCUACUCGCUCUUUUUUGGCUUUUGACAAAAUUUGUUGAUUUUUUUUUACAAGCAAUACAAGGUUGCUUUUUCGUCCACCUAAAUAGGCUAAUUUUGUGAAAGCUUCAGCUGUCAAUGUUUCAUCACAACGGCUGCUGCCAGCAGGUCCAGGAUUGAUAAUUUAUCAGUUUCCGAACGUCCCAGUAUUUCUAAGCAUAAUGCUUGUCAAUGCGAUGUUGAGGUAACCAUCAUGGACAGCAAGUAGAACAUGACUUACCAUGUA
Sycon ciliatum is the source of this 2812-nucleotide messenger RNA. RefSeq lists its product as uncharacterized. The coding region runs from base 504 to 1937 and encodes 477 amino acids. The record is from RefSeq and is a predicted model, not a curated record. Lineage: Eukaryota; Metazoa; Porifera; Calcarea; Leucosolenida; Sycettidae. The transcript has 10 exons.